Dentiscutata erythropus is the source of this 253-nucleotide messenger RNA. The record is from the annotation of a GenBank genome assembly. NCBI's taxonomy places the organism in Eukaryota, Fungi, Glomeromycota, Glomeromycetes, Diversisporales, Gigasporaceae.
AUGCUUGAAGAAUCAAAUAUUAAUCAAAAUAUUGUUUAUAAUUGUGAUAUUCUUGAAGAUGUAAAACUUAUUGGACGAGAGUCAUACGAAGAUGUUUCUUAUGAAAUAUCCUCGAAAUUCAGAGAUCCUAUAACAUCAAAAUCUAUAAGAAUUAAUUCCUUUAAAACGAGGCUGCUGGUCGACGAGCUCAAACAAUUUAAUAGCGUUCGGCCUCAUAUGUAUAUAUUAGAAUUUUACGGUAUUACUAAAAGUG